Molecule: messenger RNA, 2172 nt
Organism: Biomphalaria glabrata
Lineage: Eukaryota; Metazoa; Mollusca; Gastropoda; Planorbidae
Exons: 6
Coding region: 413-2095 (560 amino acids)
Source: RefSeq, a predicted model, not a curated record
GCUUGCGCUAUCGGCUACGCCAGUUCUGCCAGACACGGUAAUCGAAGAUCUCGUCGAUUGGAAAUUCUGUCUCGCGCCAUUGUUCCACUAAUCGCGUUCAUUGCUGUACCUUGUAGAGCUUUCGAAUAACGAACCUUUCAGGCGUGGCCAGUGCGUGUCUGUGUACAGACGAUAUACAUCAGUAUUGAAUAGCUGGAAAGCAUGAGUUUUACUAGCGAUAUUUGUUUUAGUUGACAACAAGGUCUUAUCAAUGCUGGGCAUUUUGUAAGACAUUAGGGAAGCAUGUGGACGAAAUGCCAUAUAGAAAUUGUAUGUUCACGUCUGCUGGAUAUAGAGCAGACGAGCUCAUCUAUGAUGUGAAAUAAUCUGAUAGAUCUGAGACAGCACAAGCGCGCAGCGUUACCAAGCUACAAUGUCCACACAUAGAGGUCUAGUAAACAGUGCAAGUGUACAGGAGAGUAUGGACACUGGCGGUCAAGAUGGCGGAGAAUCAGACGAGAAGAAAGUUGAGCUAACGUUGGAAAGAAAGAAAACUGUUCUGCAGGCUGUUCACCAAGACAACCUUCACCUUCCGAAAGUGACCCUGGAAGUUGCCACCCCUGUCCCAGACGCCAUCAAAGAUGUUGAAUUUGUCGAUCACAACGAUGAUGACCAGGACGUUUCAGACGAGGAUGAAGAAGACAGUCUCAGCGAGGACGACCCUGAUGAUGAUAAGGAUGCUCUUGAAGAAGAUAAACCAGAAUCGAAAGGAGAGAAUGAACUUGACGAUGAAGAGAGAACGGAAAUGACGUCAGCAGAGAAACGCGACAUGUACGAAGCUGUUAAAUCUGGAGAUAUUGACUGGCUGGAAGACUGUCUAGAUAAAAGAAACUCUGAUAUCAACAUGACAUGGUUCAAAGAGAACAUGCUGAUGACCGCCAUUAGGAAUGAACAAGAGGAAAUUGCCGAGUUCUUGUUGGACAAUGGGGUAGAUCACAGUUACACUGCAUCUGUCGUGAAUUUGAAAGACACGCCUAAAGGAAAAAUUUUGGAACGUUAUGACGUAACAUGUCGCCAGCUUGCUUACGAUCACGGCAUGCUAGGAAUCGUUGAGAUUAUAGACAUUCUUCAAGGAAACUUGUUCCCUUUCAUUCGCCCAAAUCCUAGAAUUCCUCGCCUAAGGCGCCCAAAGCCACCCACGCCCUCAUGCUCAGAGGGCAGCGGGAGCAGCAGCGAGGAUGCCGACGUCAGCAGCGUUGCCGCGGAAGGGGCUGACGAGGAUGAAGAUGAAACCGAAAUAAGGAAGCAUAGGAAAAGGCGGCGAAGGAGAAAGAAGAGCGGAGUCAAAGGUGAAGAUGUCAAUGUCGUUAUCGACUCUAAUGAAGACGAAGCUGCAGCAAACGUAAGCGAGUAUAAUGUUGAACAUUCAACUUCAAACGAGUCAGCAGAAAAGUGCAAAGAAAAACCUUCAAAUAUUUUCAAAGAGACAUUGGGCUUUAAGCAGCCAUCAUCAAGUGUAUCCAGCAAAGAAACUGGAUAUUUAAUUUCUCCAAAAGGAAGUUCAGCUGUUGCGAACAAAGAGACUUACUCUGUCACCUUCAAGGAAGAACAGCCCGAAAUAAAGGUUCGUUUAGUCAAACCAAUGACCGGGUCCCCCAGCACAAAAUCUUCCAUGGGCGUCUCCCGAGCUCGAAACAACGUCCGGCGUGUGUCCGCCUUUGGAGGAAAUUCAAGCAUCGAGGAGCAUCCAAUGAAAUGGAGAAAGAUCUCCACAGUUGGCAGCUACUCACGGGAAAGCAAAAACUGGCAUAUCGAGCACAUCCCCGGCCAAGAACACGUUGAAAUCAUCGACCUUCGUCCGACUUCCGCUCUGUCCUCCACCUCAUUCUUGCCUUCUUCCACUCCACUUUACUUGUCCAUGUCAUCGCACAGAAAUUCAUUCGCUUCAGUGACAAGUGAUCAGACCAUCAGACGAACGUCAGAGGAAGUCUUCCCACUGAAAGUGAAACCGGAGAAGCCGUUGCCUAGCUACAUGAAGUCAACUGCCAGUUCACUUACAAAAAAGAGGCUGAAUCCGAGUUUUGUAAAUUCAUAUGGCGCUCUAGACUUUCGUUGACAUUGUGUUUAUCAUGUUACAGGUUGUUUUUUUUUUAAUUUUGAUUUCAAAAGAUUAUUAAAAUAUGCAAAUGAUUA